Messenger RNA from Paramecium tetraurelia, 573 nucleotides. RefSeq lists its product as uncharacterized. The record is from RefSeq and is a predicted model, not a curated record. Gene Ontology annotation, molecular function: starch binding. The transcript is spliced from 4 exons. Lineage: Eukaryota; Ciliophora; Oligohymenophorea; Peniculida; Parameciidae.
AUGAGUGCACAGGUUUUAUUUCGUGUUGUGUGUCCAACUUAACUUUCUUAAACUGUAAUAAUAGUUGGAAACAAUUCAGCAUUAGGCAAUUGGAAUCCUUUAAAUGGAUUUAAAUUGAGCACUAGCCCGGAUACUUAUCCAGUUUGGAUGAAUGAGGAUGCUUUGGAAGUUGAGCCAAAUGAAAUUUUGGAGUUCAAAAUAGUUAUAAGUGAUGGAAUAAAUUUUUAAUGGGAAAUCGGAGCAAACAGAUUGAUACAAAUCUUAAGCCAAAAGAUGGUAGUGAUCUUGACUUUCGAUUAACAACCCCUUAUUAUCCAUAAUAUCAGAAGACUGUUCUCAAAUACUGAUUUAACUAAUAUUACUGAGUCCAACGCAAGAAAGAUUUCAAUAUAAUUACAAGAGAAAUUGUAUGACUCGGAUGAAGACUCAGAUUAAGAAUUAGAGAGCGAUGAGAAUUCAUAAUUUUACGAUGAAGAAACCUCAUUGAUUUCGAAUGAGCAAUAUUAAUGUAGUCCAAAUAAAUAAUCAAAUACCCAAGAUUGCCAACUUUAAUUUGGAUUUCUCGAUCCUUGA